Molecule: messenger RNA, 3567 nt
Organism: Cryptococcus deneoformans JEC21
Lineage: Eukaryota; Fungi; Basidiomycota; Tremellomycetes; Tremellales; Cryptococcaceae
Exons: 3
Coding region: 73-3045 (990 amino acids)
Biological process (GO): exocytosis
Cellular component (GO): cell tip; Golgi to plasma membrane transport vesicle
Molecular function (GO): guanyl-nucleotide exchange factor activity
Source: RefSeq, a predicted model, not a curated record
CUGCCGUAUUUUCGGAAAUACUCUUACAUCACAAGUCCAUCUUUUCUGCUUCCUGGUUCUCCUAAUACAAGCAUGUCGGAGCAGCCAGAAAUAGUCUCUCAUGAGUCGAAAGAGGAAGAACGACGCGCUGCAAGUCCGACGCCCGCUGAUAACGAACAGAGUAACGGCACGUUGGAACCUGAAACAAAGCAUGAGAAGGUCGAGCAGACAACAGGGAACGAUGCGCCGGAGACUCUAGAAGCCCAAGCUACAAAGGAAGCACAAGAAGAGGCUAGACCACAUAAUGAUGCCGAAUCAGCAAAGCGUGUUCGAGCGCCAUCUCCACUGGUCAUUCCUACCUCAGAGGAAUUGACAGCGGCCCAUCCCGCAGAAGCUUUGCACCCUCCAGACUCUCCUACAUCUUCGCUUAUCUCGUCCCUCCGCUCACAACUUCUCUCUCUGUCCGACCAGACACAUGCCCUCAACUCAAAACUGAUUGCCUCCAUUUCUCAUUCCGCUGACCUCGAAGAUGAGCUCCAGUUGGUUAGGGACCGGCAUGUUGCUCUGGGAGAGAGGGCAAAGUCGUUGGAAGAAGAGAGGAAUAGAUGGGAGGAAAGCAUGAAAACAGGGCUGCUCGUGGAAAGGGAUCAGAUCAGAGACGAGAUGCAGAGAUUAGCUGCUGGGUUAGUGGAAGAAGAAAGAAGAAGAGGUAGUGCUGAGGAGAAGAGGGCCCAAGUGGAGAAUGAGGUCGAUGAUCUGACUGCUAAAUUGUUUGAUCAAGCCAAUACAAUGGUUGCAACGGAGCGCAUGUCGCGGGCUCAAGCAGAAGCCCGCCUCAGAUCUACUGAAGAAAACCUUGCCAACGCUGAGGCUGUCGUACAGGCCAUGCAGGUCCAACUUCAAAGCUUAUCUGUGGUCACAUCUGGUGACAAGGCCUUGUCAGGUCCAUUUUUGUCGAGAAAAUACGUCUCUUCCCACAUCCCUUACGCCGAAUUCAUCAGCUUCAUCCAACAUCUCCGCGCAGCUCGACCUCUGGUAGACCAUGCUAAACAAUCCUCUUCUCCCCCAAUAGUCACAAACCUUCUUGCCCAACCUUUCCUUGCCCGAGUGAUGGCUGAAGAUCAUGAACCAACCGUUCGUCUCGAAUCUGCGCCGGCGCUUAGCUUCCUUUCCCGUCGUACAGUUGGUAACGCUAUCAUCUCAGGAGACCUUGUCAUCGAACCAGUCUCCUUGGCGAAUGUUUUACAGAGCACUGGCUCUUCGCAACACGACCUAGCAUGUAGUCUUUGUGGCAAGAAAGUUUUCCACGCCGUUCCCUCAUCGCCAGCGACCGGAGGUUAUUUCGCCACACCCGUUUCUCAUCCACAAAGAAAUAGUGGAUCCGGCACCUCUCGGUUCUCUCUAAAACCGUUCUUCAACACUUCUAAUUCGUUAUCCAAUGGCUCUAGUGUUUCACCCAAAAAUUCACCUCUCACUUCCCCGUCUCUCCCCGGCUCAUCCUCCUCUACAUCCACUCAUGUCUUUGUAUUCCGUAUCGCUCGAUCCCAAGGCACAACAACACCUUUGGGCGAAAAAGAGAGUAGUUCCAAGCUGUAUCCCAUUUGCAAAAGCGGCUGGUGUCUUGAGAGGCUUCGAGCGACUUGUGAGCUAUGGCACUUUGUCAGGACGGGGAUUGUCCAUGUGGUUUGGCACAGCGAGGAUGGAGUACCGGCAGUGGCUGGCGGACCCAGGAAUUCUUCACCAGCUCCUGCUUCCGCGCCUGCCCCAAUCGUGGACCGGGCAGCACCCUUGGAAGCUGCUUCUGAGCCAUCCACCCCUACACCCAGUCAGCAUUUCGAGCCACCUCCCCUUCCUGCUCGAAAGAAGUCAUGGGGACUAGGGUGGGCUUGGAAGAACUCUGGGUCUGAAGCCAAUAAUCCAGAUGGAAAUACUGCGAACGAUGAUGGAGAUGAAGUGGGGAGUGUGGGUGCCGAGAAGGAUGAUGUUUCUGGGCCUGCUAUCGUAACUGAGGCCAUUGAAGCGGCCAAGGCCGAUGAGGCUGCUGAGCAAGCAGAGAAGGUAUCUGCCGAGCUUAUGGACGUAGAAAGUAAAGGGAAAGAGAAAGAGAUUGUGCCAAUCGAAGGAGAGGAAGCAAACGGGCCUGAGACGAUCAAGGAGGAGACAGAAGAGGCACAGAAAGAACACACUGAGGAACAACUGAACUCUACGUCCAGCUCACCCUCCCUCAAACUACCUGGCACUCUUAGCCGCGUCAACUCCUCUUCGACAAUCCCAGGUUCAGACGUCUCAUUCUCCACUCCCAAGGGAGAAUCUCUGGAAUUGAUGGCUGAAGAUGCUGUCGCUAUUGCCGAGGUAACCGAACAAUCAAUGAACGAGGGAGAGGCCGAGGAGAUCAAGGCAGAGGAAACUAAGGCCGAGGAGGCUAAGCCGGAGGAGCUAAAGGAGAAGGAAGACGGCGCUGAAAUGAUCAACGAGGAUGAGAACCAGGAUGAAGAAAAGAGAAAGGAGGAACAAUUCAUCAGCCUCAACACACCGACAGUCGAUUCCGCUCCUAUAGUUGACUCGUCCACAACGCCUAUGACCGCUGUCAACCCUCCGCCUGUACCUAAAAGGGCGGCUGCAAGAAACAAAUUGUCACAGUUGGGCGGUGCUAAUGGAAGUAUUGCCAGCUUGGGUUUGAUCACCGAUGAAGCAAAGGAGGAUGAAAAGGAGGAAGCGAAAGAGAACGAGGAUGUGGAUGAAGCCAUCGGGGUAGAAGGUGCCACGAAAAGUAGCGAGCCAUCUGAAUCGGUUACCGCGUCUGACUCAUCUCAAUUUCCUCCCCCUCCUCAUCACCCUAGUAUUCAACCUCCUGCACUGCCUCCCCGAAAUGCCCCUACACAGUUUGCCCCUCCUCCCCGCCGCCGAUUGCCUUCUCAGCAGCCGGUACCCGAAGGCGAGGAGAAGAAGGAUAAGACGUACUUAUCUGAAAACGCGGAAAGCUGGGAGGAUAAGACUUGGAAGGGAGUGGUGAGGUUGAAGGAGAAUAUGUGGAAGGCAAGAGUUGGUGUUGUUGAUGAAGAGUAAAAGGGAGCUGUGAGAUAUAUAUCGGAUAUGGGGAUCUUUCAGGUUGUUGACAUCAGACAAAGCUAAGACACGUAGAAUCAGCAUAGGGAUCGGGGACGAUGAGAUAUGAUUCAUGACUUCUACUUAUUCACGACGAUUCUUGUUCUUCUACUUAUUCAUACGACGCUUCUUACCACCGAAGCCGUCCGUAAGAUAAUUACAAGUUGUUGAUAAGAAAUAGGAUCGUAUGAUUUUACAACGCAAACCAAGAGGCUACAAACACGACUGUACCUCAAAUGUCACAGACUGUUGCUCUGUCUUAAGUGAGUUCUGACCCUAACGGUCGUAUAAGUUUCCUUCCAAUGUCCGUCGACGGGUUAGUGUCGAACCUCUAUCCAUAUCCCAAACGUCCUACGUCCACACCUAGCAAUGCAUACCUGAAUAUCGGUACCAUAUCAUGCCCCAGUUUCCUAUAUUGAUGGAUGUAGAGAAUCUGUACUUUUUUAUGAAAACAAAAACAGGGGAUUAGAGGCGAAGAGGAAG